CUUGUCCGCGUCGGCAGCCGGCGUCUACGCCUUGGAGCGCGACAGCCGCAGAGGCCGAGCGAGGCUUCAGCCUGAGCGAGCGACGAAGACGUCGGCGGGUGCGCCCGCCACGCGCACGCAAAAGCAAGGGGCUCGCGCGAGGAAUGCGGCGCGUCGCAGCGCGCGGCGGCCGGCGGCAGCGGCGGAGCGCGACAGGAGGCACGCGCCGCGCGUCGCAGCGAGCGAGGUCGUGUGUGUCUUGUGUGCCUCUCGGGCAGGCGUGUGACCGCGUGGUGGGGGGCGCAGAGCACGGCGACGAGGAGCGAGUGGGGGAUGGAUGUGGCGGGAGCAAAGGUUUUGCUCGCUCGCAGCGACGCGGUACAGGGGGUGCAUCCCUGAGGGCCAGAUGCGGAGCACUCUGGGAGCAGAGGGCCGCUUGGCGGGACAGGCACAGCAGGGGGUCGGGCGACAGGGACGGCGCCGUGAGAGCAGCAUGCAGCCGCAGCCGCCGCGCUGCUCCCUCGCCGUCGCCGUCGAAGUCUAGUCACUGCGCACACGCACGACGAUGAGGAGCGCCCGCCCGCAGAAGCCGCGCAGGAGACAUGCAGCACACGCAGCGGGCCGGGCGGGAAGCGCGAAGGUGCGAGGCCGCAGCU
This is a messenger RNA of Tilletiopsis washingtonensis, 635 nucleotides long. RefSeq lists its product as hypothetical. The coding region runs from base 144 to 548 and encodes 134 amino acids. The transcript has a single exon. The record is from RefSeq and is a predicted model, not a curated record. Lineage: Eukaryota; Fungi; Basidiomycota; Exobasidiomycetes; Entylomatales.